UAGGAAAACAAACUGAUUCGCCAUUUGAUUGGAUGACAGGCUUGUAUUAAAGUGAAAUAUUCGCCUGCCUGCUGCUUAACGUUACUGUUACCACAUCUUCAAUGGCGGAACUCCGCUGCAGAAGUUAAUAUGACACAAGACAAGAUCGCAUAAGAGACCACAAGGAUGUCAAUAGAGGCGGAGGCGUUGCUGCAGGAGGCUAAGGAGAGCAUAGAGGCAGCCCAAAACUACAGGAGCGAGCUGCAGCAGAGACUGCAUGGACUCAGCCAAGCCCGCAAACAGGUGCGGGGCAGUGCCAGCCAGACGCGUGAGACCCUGCAACGACAUUUCCAGGAUCUGCAGACUGCGGUGAGCCGACUGCUGACUGAAAGGCUGAACACUCUGCUGCAGGAGGUCGACAACAUCGAGCUGGACAGCGUCAGCCCCUUAGAUGACUGCCAGAAACUCAUUGAGCAUGGAGUCAGCACAGCCGAUGAGCUGCUCAGAGAGGGCGAGGUUGCCAUCCGCUGUGGUAUAAACGAGAAAGAAGACAAGCUGGGCAGCUUCACUAAGAAAGCCUUGCAGAUCCAGUUGGACAGCCUGCCUGAGGUACCUGCACUGGUGGAUGUGCCAUGUCUGUCUGCGCAGCUGGAUGACUCUUUGCUGCAAAUGUUUCGUACGCAUGUUGCUCGACAUGGCAGCGUGGCAUCUCAUCCACCAGUCCAGAUUGAAGAGCUGGUGGAGAGACCGGGCGGUGUGCUGGUGCGCUGGUGUAAGGUGGACGAUGAUUUUACUCCUCAGGACUACCGGUUGCAGUAUCGUCGCGGUAACUCUUCUCAAUAUGAGGAUGCAUACAUCGGCAAGGACACAGAGUUCCUGGUGCUUCAGCUUGACCCUCAUAUGGACCACCUGUUCCGCGUGUGUGCCAGAGGGGAGGGCCGAACCGAAUGGAGCCCAUGGAGCAUCCCACAGACCGGCUACACCACGCUCGCCCCCCAUGAAUGGUGUCCCGGUGUGGAUGGUUACAUUUUAAGCAGUAGGAAAAAUAUCACCAUGCGCAGUGACUCGUCGCCAGGUCACGGAGGUGUGCUGUACUCCAACUCCCCGACCUACUUCUGUGGCCAGACCCUCACCUUCAAGAUCACGGCAGCAGGACCUCCAGAUAGGCGAGAUAGUUUAGGUGUGUGCGCGGACAAUAGAACGGACACAGACUCGUUGCAGAGGGACCAGGCUGUCUGCAUCUCCACCAGUGGUGCUGUGUUUGUUAAUGGAAAAGAGAUGACCAACCAGUUGCCAGCAAUCAGUGUCGGUUCAUCUGUGACCUUCGACAUGGAAGUGGUCAGCAUCUUUCCUGUGAGCAAUAACAACCCUAGUGAUAAAGGAAACUUUAAACUGAGGGUGACGAUUGGCUCAGGAAACCGAGAAGUGGUGUUUGAUUGGCUGCUGGAUCAGGUUGUAGACAGCCUGUUCUUUGGCUGCUCCUUCACACACCCUGGAUGGAAAGUGCUGGUGUUUUGAUUGAUUGAUUGAUUGUUUUUUUUUUAAAGUUAUGAUAAAAAUACGAUCCAGUGUGCUGGCGUGUGCCGCAUCAAUGUAUUCAGUUCUGAAUUCGAGACCUCAAGUUCCUUUUUAUUUUGUUAAACUUUUAGCACAUUUGACAGCACAGUGUUUUCGCAAUUUCAUUUAACUUUUCUGAUUUUUGUAUUAUGAGAAGCACAUAUCGCAGAAUAAUAUUUGACUUUCUUUAUUCUGUGAUAUGAGGCCAGUCACUACUCUAUGGCCUUAUCACAUACAGUUCUUUGCACACAUGAUUUUUUUCACGCAGGUGAUGAUGAGUAGCAAAGCAUGCUGGUCUGAGAAAAAAAGAUGAAUCUACUGUGAAGUUCUCAAGAGCACAAUAACAUUCAAACUAUUUAUGUGUACUUCACAAAUAAGAGCAAAUAUGUGCACUAAAGUCGAUGCUCAGACAAUCCUUUUAUCUGUAAGUCACACGUGGAGAGUACCUGUAUAAUAUACAAGAAGGUGUAGCCGAUUUUAUCUGUUGGAAUGAAUAUUAGAGGCAGAUUUCGAGUGAUAGUAAGUAGCUUGAUGUACCUACCAUCUAGGUUUUUUUUAUGUUCGUUUGGUACUGACCUCAGUGUUAUAAAGUACUGUUUUUAAAUUAUUCCAUCAUAAACGGUAGUGCAAAUGAUUCAGCCUGUUCACAGCUUCAACACAACAAUGAUUUCCAAAUAAGGACUGUGAUAAUUCACACUGUUGUGCCAUUUAUAUUUUUAACUUUUUUUUAUUCGUGUUUUAUGUCCUCUUACUGUACAGGUUACUGUAUUAGCUGGCCUGCCUUCCCUUACAGUCAUGUUUGUAAUGUAUUUAUGUUUAAAGUGUUGGAAAUUGGACCCUGCAAAGUUUAUAUAAGUUGAGAGCUUGUGCAUAAGGGUUUUUCUAAAACAGAACAUCCUUCACAAGGUACUAUAUUUCCUCACUGCACAAGGGAACGUUUAUAAUCUCUUUAAUUGUUUGUGUAGAAGCGCUUAAGAUAAAGAUACACCCACAGAAUGUCUGUUCUGUUAACUCUAUUUAUAAAACUGUGACGGUUUAAUGUAUAUUUACUAGGGAUGCACCGAUAUAUCAGCCUAUAAUCGGUAAGCAUUCUUCCCACUAUAGGACAUCGGCCGAUUGAUUAUAAACUGAUCAUGCUGUGUGAUCAUUUUAACAGAAUUGCAGUUUGUAUGCUCUGCACUUCCAAAAGAUAACUGUAACGUAACAUUAACAAAACGUAAAAACCAAAAGUAUCGGCAUCUAUUGGUAUUGGUAGAUGUCAAUUUAAGCAAUCAGAUAUCGGUAUCUGCACAGAAAUGUUGUAUCGGUGCAUCCCUAAUAUUUACCUCAGUUUGCUUGUGCCUUCUUGUAAAAGCUGUAAGAAUUCAACUGAUUUGCAAUCUAAUAAAGUGUUUGGAACGUUAAGACAAA
This is a messenger RNA of Misgurnus anguillicaudatus (oriental weatherfish), 2946 nucleotides long. RefSeq names its product cytokine receptor-like factor 3 (gene crlf3). The record is from RefSeq and is a predicted model, not a curated record. Gene Ontology annotation, molecular function: protein binding. NCBI's taxonomy places the organism in Eukaryota, Metazoa, Chordata, Actinopteri, Cypriniformes, Cobitidae.